UUUUUUUGCGUCAUCAAAGGGCGACUAUGCUCAGUUGUAAAUAUCGGACAGGAUGUCGGAACGGCUUGGAAAAACACUCCAGAGAUUUAAACAAUUUGUAAAAUUCAUACAGAUCCCACGGAGUUGUAUUUUACUUGCCGUUGCUGAUGUUCCACUUAUAUAAAGCAGGCAUUACUCAUAAAGGCUGAACAUAUUAAAUCCUAUAUUUAGGUUUACUAGACAUUUAAGACGCUCGCGACAUUCAGAUGCCUGUUAAACGAGUCUAAUUGAAUGUAGCAUAUAGUUACUAUGCAGGAUUACAGUGUGAUGAGGGAGAUAAUUGUGUAGCUGCAAACACCGAGGUGCUUUUGGGGUCGUUCCUGAGAGAUAAAGAUGGUUCUGUCUUUGGUGAACCUGUGCGCCCGGGAGGUAGUGAGCGACCACAGUUCUUCACCGUAUUGGUUAAGUUGUGUGCCGAGGGAGCUCUACCGAGCGCUGCUGGACGCCGCCUUCUCUCACUGCCGUCCUCUAGCCGUCGGUGAGCUCGUCCAGCGGUGGCCUGAGCGAAAACUGACUAUAGGAGGCAGCAGAAAAUCGGGCCAGUGCCCUCCGAACCGCCUCUGCGUUCAGGCUCUGCUGCUCGCUGUGGUCAGGGGAUUGACGGACAAGAGCCCUAUAUGUGCCUCCCUUACCAGGUGUUGCCUGCAGGUGCUGGAUCUCAGUGGACUUCAGUGUGAGGAUGUGAGAGUUGAAGACUCAAUGGGUGGAUGGUCCCUCACUGUUGCCCUCUGCUCAAUGGUGCUACAAGCUCGAGCUGCUGCCUCCAGGGCUCACAGGAGAGAUGGUGAAAGAGAGCGAAAAAGAGGGCUGGAAGUGGAGCGUGAACGGGGCACAAUCAAACGAGACCGGGGCAGUGUAGGGUGUGGGAAUAGUGGUGAAGGGAGUCAGGGAGGACACCGAGUGGAAGUAGUAGGGAAGAUGGAGUGCAGAACUAAUGAACAAACGUUACCAGAAGUUGAGUCAGUGAAGGGUGUCAGAAGGAGGAUGGAGAUCCAGAGGAGAAAGAUUUCAUCUGAGGUGAAAGCAAACAAUAGCAGUAAUAGCGGUAGUUUAUGUGACCAAGACUGGGAUGAGGUAGUUGUGGUCCAUGUCAGGGCUGACUUAUUUAUCAAUUCCCGUUCCUGGGAGCGCGUUCGUGAUGCCCUUAGUCAACUGGGCCAAUUGCAACUCCACUGCCGCUACCUUCGCGUGGAGGAACUCUCAGCUCCUUCUAUAGCUUCCUUAUUGGGUCUGUUACCUCAGCAGGAUCUCCUCAGUGUGGACAUCCGCUACUCCAGCCUUGGGGUGUCUGGCCUGGCUAUGCUGCUUCCACUGUUAGCUCCCUUCCCACAUCUUCACUCUCUCAGACUGCAUUACUGUAACUUGGAUUUGCAACGCACACAGCCUGGCCAGCAGGGGGGCCUACAGGACAUGUCUAAAGGACUGGGUUCAUUGAAGAGAUUGAAGAGAUUAUGCCUGACUGCACUCCGACUUCCAGGACACUUGCGCUUGCUGCUCAGCUCUCUUUCCCAGCCCUUGGAGGUGCUGGAGCUGCCAUACCUGUGCCUGACCUCCACUGACCUGGCCUACCUCUCUUGCAGUCCUCAUGCUUCAUUCUUGAGAGAACUUGAUCUGAGCGAGAACAGGUUUGAUGAAUCGUCCCUGCCCUCUCUGCGCCGUCUCUUAGGUCAAGCUGAAAGCUCCUUGUCCCAGCUUUCACUUUGUGGUUGUGGCCUCUCAGACUCUCUCCUAGGAGCUCUUCUCCCCUCCCUGUCCUGCUGUCGGGCUUUACGUAGCUUAAGACUAGCCUUAAACCCGCUAUCUAGGACAGGACUUCUGUCCCUGGCCCGUACAGCAGCAGGUAUCCCUUCUCUUCGUCUGCUGCUCUAUCCCAGUCCACUAGAGGAAUAUGAGCCGGGUUUGCCGGCUCUCCCCUCCAGUGCUCAGCUGCUGGACUGGCCUCUACUAGAGGAGCCUGAGGGCAGGGACUUGACGCUGAGGUUGCUGGAUGAGGUUCUGAACUUGAAAGGGCGCUCCCGGGACCUUUUUGUGACCUCUGACCUUCUGAACUAUAGCCCAGACUUGACUGUGGAUGACAUUUGACAAUCAAAACUAUGCUUAAACUAGUACUCUCAGAGUAUGUUUUAACCACUCAUUGGGAAUUUACUUGUGGUUGCCAAGCUUCUUCAUGAAAAGCAAACAUUAGCUUAGACAUGCAGUCUUGUAAAAAUGAACCAUAGCAUUAUAUUGUUUGCAGCAUCACAUAUAAAAGGAUUUUGAUUUGUUUGUUUUGUUAUGCAUUACAUAUGGUUUUACUGCCUUAUAUCAUGUUUAUGGCCUGCACUGAUGGAACAAACUGAGACACCUCUUAAAAGUUUAAAAAAAAAAAAAAAAAAAAACUUGUUGACUUCUUAAUUUUCCCACAGGGCUGUAAGGCUGAUUUUUAUUCACAUUUUCUUUCCGUCAUUCCUAACUAGUUAUAUGGAGAGCCUGGCAAAAAUCUGUUUUAUUUGUUUGAAUAUUGAAAAUGUUCAAGUUUGAUAUUCUCUGUUCUAUCUCUGCUAAUUUAACAUUAAUGUCAAUGUGUUAGUUUACCCUAAAAUGAAAAAGAAAAAAAGAAAAAAAUCCAAACAUGUAUGGUCUUAUGGCUUCAUACAAAACAAAUUUUUAGAUUUUUUUAGAUUUUAGAUUUUUAGAUUAACUAUUCUUUAAUUACUAUGAUGUUCAAUUAAUAUUCAAAGACAAUUACAGGGUUUACGAU
Messenger RNA from Megalobrama amblycephala (Wuchang bream), 2779 nucleotides. Its product is annotated as leucine-rich repeat-containing protein 14. Gene Ontology annotation, cellular component: cytoplasm. The coding region runs from base 373 to 2121 and encodes 582 amino acids. The transcript is spliced from 4 exons. The record is from RefSeq and is a predicted model, not a curated record. Lineage: Eukaryota; Metazoa; Chordata; Actinopteri; Cypriniformes; Xenocyprididae.